UCUAACAUUAUAAAAUUUGGCAAAAUAAUUUUAUAAUAUUUUCACUUUUCAGCCUCUAGCAAUUCAACCAUUAGCGGUAUCCAUGUUUUCAAUUUUCGGCCAUAAACAAUAAAGUCAACGGCUAGGAUCUAAGGUAGGUACCAUGCCGACUACAAAAACUGGGGGUACCGUAGAAUGACCCCCCUGACAAUUUGAGAGUGAGAGAGAGAGAGAAUGGCAGUUAAGUCGUCGUUCGUGUUCUUCUUCUCCAGCGCUCCUAAGAUUACACCUUAUAGUCCUCGUUGGUCUAAACUGAAACCUCCACGUGGCAAAAUCACAGCUAUCAGUUGUUCUGAUUUGCGGUAUGAUGAUGAUGAUGAUAAGCGGAAAGCACCAAUAAAGAGAAGCCACGGUGAGUCGUUUAGCUGUAUAUGCGGAAGAAGGCGUUUCAUUGAAGGAGCAACGGCAACCUCAAUGGCUUUGGCUGCGUUCCCUAAUCGCCCCUCUAAUGCUUCCGAUUUACACUCUGAUGAUUAUAGGUCUGUUUUGAACAAGGUUCGCCCUCCAAGACCAGAUUGGUACGAGGAGUUCCAUGCAUCAUUUUUGGAUAAAUUCAAGGACUCUUAUGAAGCUGAGAUUGCAGAUUACAAGUCACAAUUGUUUAGUAACUUGAAGGGGAAGGCUCAGAAAGUGUUGGAGAUUGGCAUUGGUACAGGCCCUAAUCUCAAGUACUAUGCCAGUGAAGCUGAUGUCCAGGUUUUCGGUAUGGAUCCCAAUAGAAAGAUGGAAAAGUAUGCUCAGGCAGCAGCAGAGGCCGCUGGCCUGCCACUUACAAAUUUUGAAUUCUUACAUGCAGUUGGGGAGGCUAUACCCUUAGGUGAUGCUUCUGUUGAUGCAGUUGUUGGAACACUUGUGUUGUGUUCUGUUAAAGAUGUUGAUGUGGCAUUGAAAGAGGUGAAGAGGGUGCUGAGACCUGGUGGUGUUUACCUUUUUGUGGAACAUGUGGCUGCUAAAGAUGGAACAGUUCUUAGAUUUAUACAGAAUGUUCUUGAUCCUUUGCAACAGACAGUUGCUGAUGGGUGUCACCUUACCAGGGAAACAGGAAUGAAGAUCUCUGAAGCCGGGUUUUCUGGUGUUGAGCUUAACAAGGCUUUCUUGUCUAAUGCCUUCUAUGUAAACCCCCAGGUCUAUGGUAUAGCUUUUAAGUAACGCCAAGAGUAACUUAUUGUUGUUCUCAAUUCCAGUUCCUACAUCUCAGCUACUUUUGAUGUAGAUCGUUGCUUUAGAUUUGUGUGGGUACCAGGGGGGUCAUUCCAUUAGUUAAGGUUCACAA
Quercus lobata is the source of this 1312-nucleotide messenger RNA. Its product is annotated as methyltransferase-like protein 7A. NCBI's taxonomy places the organism in Eukaryota, Viridiplantae, Streptophyta, Magnoliopsida, Fagales, Fagaceae. The record is from RefSeq and is a predicted model, not a curated record. The coding region runs from base 214 to 1188 and encodes 324 amino acids. Gene Ontology annotation, molecular function: S-adenosylmethionine-dependent methyltransferase activity. The transcript has 6 exons.